Naumovozyma castellii is the source of this 1254-nucleotide messenger RNA. It is a transcript of the gene SWT1, whose product is annotated as mRNA-processing endoribonuclease. Lineage: Eukaryota; Fungi; Ascomycota; Saccharomycetes; Saccharomycetales; Saccharomycetaceae. The record is from RefSeq and is a predicted model, not a curated record. The coding region runs from base 1 to 1254 and encodes 417 amino acids. The transcript has a single exon.
AUGCAUCAAAAUGAUAAUAUCAAACAUCGUCAUAAACUACUUCCAAAAGUCACAGAACAACUGAAAGAAUUAUCCAAGUCUGCAUCUGAAGACGGAACUCAUGGCAAGUAUACAGUGGCUGACUUAGAUAGGAUCCUAUCUAUGAACGAAAGUUCUCAUUCUGACAACGGGGCAGACAGUGAUGGAGAUUUACCAAUGCUAGAUAUGGAUGAUGAGGAUGAAAUCCAUUACGUCUCCAAUUAUUUGGCUCAUCAGAGAUUAGGUUCUAGUAAAGAAGAGGAAUUGAAUAUUGAUUCUAAUAUCCACGAAUUCACCAUCGUGAGAAAGAAAACUAUAUUUGUAGUGGAUACUAAUUUUAUCAUAUCUCAUUUGAAAACAUUAGAGCAAUUACGACUUUUGGGAGAGAAGUUACAUCAUCAGAUUGUCAUACCAAAUACUGUCAUUCAUGAGUUAGACGGAUUGAAAAAAUCUGAUAGAAUGCAAGAUGAUGGCGAAAGGGAGGCAAUUGCUAAAUUGGCCAGAUGGGGGAUUGAAUGGAUUUAUAAAAAUUUAGCAAAUAUGUCAUCCGGUGUUGUUGGACAGAAGUUGAGUCAAAGAUUAGACCCAGAUUGCGUUAAAGAUGACGCUAUAUUGGAUUGUUGCAUGUUUUUUAAACAAAAGGAAUGUUUUGUUAUCUUAUUAUCUAACGAUAAGAAUUUGUGUUUGAAAGCACUUACUGAAGGCCUAUUGACAGUUUCAUUUAGAAAUGGUAUGACUGCUGAAUUGAUAGGUUCGAAAGCAUAUGAAGAAAAUGUUGCUAGAUUUGGCAUAGAAUACACAAAUGCCACACCUGAGCCAAUUAACCAACCAGAAAAUGACAAUAGAAGUUCAUACAAAUUUCAUGUUCUCGUGGAACAUUUAUACACAGACGUGGCAUUGGCAUUAUCUAACUCACUUGAAUUAAUUUACAAUCGUGUUUUCAAUUUAACAACUUCUUGGCAAAGUUCUAUUUCUCUAGAAGAAUCUAUCGAACUUCUCUAUGACCGUUGGGAUAUCUUUGCUACUUAUUUCGCAUCAUCGAAAAUUAAACAAGCUGACUGGACUCAAUUGCCUCACUGUCUACUGAAUACACCAACAACUUUAAAAGAUGCCUAUUCCUUUUAUGAAUUCUGGUUCAGUAUAAUAGGGAGACUCAACUCUGAUAAUGGUUAUUUAUUAGCUCAACGUUUCGAAAGCUUUAAAAAUACCCUAAACUUAUGUGAUGAUAUCGUCUAA